AAGGUGUAAAAGCCCCAAAUUAAUAAGUAAUUUAAAUAAAUAUACAAAACAUCCUAACUUGGAACGACAAAUCCGCUUGACCCUGUGUUGCUGGUGGAGGAAGACAUGCAGCAAAUGAUCGAGGCCUGGAUUCGAACCUACGACCGCUGCAACGAGGACUGAAGCAUCUACAUGGGGCGCGCUCAGACAGCAACACCAGAAACAGACUGAAACUAAUACUGAAGUUUCUUUAUGGCCUUUAUUCAGAGACUGUUCACUAAAAUGAGUGACCUAAGCGCUGCGUUCACCACCGUGCACGUGUGUGAGUUCUUUAAGGAGAAAACGAGUUGUGCAACUCUUAUUUGCCUUCUCAAACAUUAGACGGGAUCUGCCCUAACAGACACACACUGUACACACACUCAACAAGCUCUCAUCUACUGUUAUGCACACACACAGGUAGCCCUCCUCCUGUCACCUGGCUGAUCAGAACACACGCAGCAGUUAGUUUCCAGCUUCUGAAGAGAGCAGAGAGGUGAGAGAGACAGCAUGUAGAGAGACAGUCAGUUGUGUGAGGUUUCAUCAUGUCCAUCACCGUGAAUCUGAGGAGGAUCUCUAACCUGCCGGGGAGAUACGACAGGAAGGUCGAGCUCAGCUUCAGAGGUUUCACUCACAAAACCCGAGUCCUGAAGUGUGAGAACGUGGCCAUCUUCAACGAGCAUUUCCGAUGGCCUCACUACGGUAAGGUGAUCAGAGAAGAGGUUUUAUCCGUCAGCGUUUACAACUGCAGCAAAGUUUUCUCUAACAGAUUACUGGGUAAGCUGGUCAUCAGUCUCCAACAUGUUGUUACCUCAGGGAGGCUGCUGCUACGGGAACCGCUCACCGAUGCCAACUACGGCCUGACUGAUAUUUAUAUAGAGUUGGAUAUUCGGUAUCAUCCUCUUGAGGGAACAGCAGGAGGCUGGGAGGGAGGCGACUUCCUGAAAGUUGAAGACAAAGACGAGUCAGAGCUGGUCAUCAGGAAUGAAGGAUUUGAUGAACCUGACAGUCAUCUAUCUUUCGCUCGCCCAGGCCAGCUGGAGAGGGAGGUUCGGCGUCUGGGCCGAAGCUUGGUCAGGACAUCAUCUGGAGAAGAUGACGAAGAUGAAGAUGAUGAGGAUUUUGAUGAUGACCUGAUGGACCUGGAGGCUUCAAACAUCAUCUUCACUCCUCUGCUCAGUCGUAGCAGGCCCAUGUCCAAAAAUGUUAAAGUAGCAACACCCAGAGUCAAGAGCUUCCAGGUAAACGUAAACAUCCUGGAGGCUCAGAAGUUGGUCGGCGUAAACAUCAACCCUGCGGUUUUCAUCAGAGCGGGAAAGCAGAAAAAACGCACAGCAACACAGAAAUCCACCAACUGUCCUUUUUACAACGAGAACUUCCAGUUUGAGUUCCAGGAGGACCCGCAGAUCCUCUUUGAUAAAGUCAUAGAGAUAAAGGUGUACCACAGGCGGACUCUGGCCUUCCUGAUGACCCACAUCGGAACCUUUAAAAUCGACAUCUCCACCGUGUACAACCAGCCAGACCACCGUUUCUACCAGAAGUGGGCUCCCCUCGUAGACCCAGCGGAUACCAGGUCAGGAAUCAAGGGUUACGUCAAGGCCACCCUCAACGUGCUGAUGAAGGGAGACACUCUGAGCAUGCCUGGUCUGCCUCCGUCCUCGUCUGGAGCCAGCGAGGACAUAGAGAAGAACCUGCUGCUUCCUCGUGGUAUUCCUUCUGAACGUCCAUGGGCUCGAUUUCGGGUCCGGAUCUACAAAGCAGAGGGUCUUCCCACCAUGGACGCAGGGCUCAUGGCCAAGGUGUCAAAGGUCACGGAUAGAACUGUCUUCAUUGAUCCCUACGUGAAAGUGACCUUCGCUGGACAACAGGGUGAGACACUGGUAGCUAGCGCCAACAGCAGCCCAGUCUGGAACGAGGAGAUCUCCUUCAUUGAGCAGUUUCCUCCGAUGGCUCAGCGAAUCAGAAUCCAGAUCCUUGAUGAUGCAAAGAUGGGAGACAUUGCCCUUGCAACCCACUACCUUGACCUGCAGCAGAUCUCAGACCACACGAGGAACGGGUUUAACCCCACCUUCGGUCCAUGCUGGGUCAACCUGUACGGUUCUCCUCAGAACUCCACCCUCGGAGACGUCCACCAGGCUUUGAACCAGGGGCUUGGUGAAGGAAUCUUCUACCGUGGUCGAAUCCUGAUGGCUCUCAGUGUGGAGGUUUACUCCUCCCCCUCUGCUGUCAUCACAGAUCCAGGCUCUGCUGCUCUGGGAAAGAUGAAAGGAGCCCUGGGGAAAUUUGGACUGAGGAAGAAGAGGGGCAGCAAGGGGGACAAGAAGGAAGCACCUAGUGCUGGCAGUGGGUUGGCAGAUGAGUCAGGAGAUGCUGGAGUUGAGGUACCAGAAGCAGUCACCAUCGAGGUUGAGGAGAUCCAUCCACUCCCUGAGGGUUUUCUUGGAGAGAGGGAGGACUUCCUGUUGUUUGCAUCUCUCUUUGAAGUCACCAUGAUGGACCCAUCCAUAGCAAACAGACCGGUGACCUUUGAACUCUCCAUAGGGAACUACGGGAAAGCAGUGAGGGUUGUGAAAUCCAAGAAGAGCCAGAGUAAGGAGGAGCUGAGGAUGAGCAGAGAGGAGCUGAGGAUGAGUAAAGAGGAGCUGAGGAUGAGCAAGGAGGAGCUAAGGAUGAGUAAGCAGGACCUGAGGCAGAGCAAGGAGGAGCUGAGGGCGAGUAAGGGAGAUCUGAACGAAGAGACCCAGGCUCUGCUGGAGUCCGAGGAGGAGCUGGACAAAGAGGAGGUGCUGAAUCCUGAAACUGAGAACAGAUCGUUGUCGGCUGCGUUUAGGACUGAACCCACCGAGUUCGACAGGUCUUUCCAGUGCAUUCCUCUCCAGCCACCCUCCGCCAAACCGAAGCCUUGUCUGUUUGUCUGGAGUCAGUUUGAAGAUCACAGCUUCCGUCUCUAUCAGGCUAACUUGCUCAGCAAGAUGGCCGACCGACUGGAGAUCGGUCUGGAUGAGGUUGACCGUCUGUUGAGAAGGCCAAGGAGUAACGUCAAGGAGCGUUUGUUGGAGGUGUUGUUGGAGUUUGUGACCUCCUGCAAACAGUUUAAUGGAAUCUCAGACAGGAGGUCUCUGUCUCGUCCCAACAACCUGGACAGGUGCAGGAGGACUUUCAUCAAGAAGAAUUUGAUCCUGCUGGCCAGACAGGGAGUGAAAGCCAGGCGGAGGAUAACCAGACGGACGGCCAAACAGCGUCUGAUUGACAGCAGGAGACUCCUUAAGAAAAUUCGCUUCCUGGCCAAAGAGCCCCAGACGACUAUCCCUGACGUGUUCCUUUGGUUGCUAACUGGAAGAAAGCGAUUGGCUUACGUCAGGAUCCCCGCCCACUCCAUCUAUUUCUCAUUGGUUGAAGAGCAAAGAGGGCGGGACUGUGGGCGACUCACCACCCUCUACAUGAAGUCUCCGGGAGGUUCAGCAGGUGACAUCUUUGCGAAGCUGGAGGUCUACCUGUGGCUUGGUCUUGCGAAGUACAGCAAAGAGGUCACCGACUGCUUGCCGGAGGAGUUUUUGCCGGUUUAUGAAGAAGAGGAGGAAGAGCAGAAGAGGCUGGUCCAUGCAGGGAAGAGGAAGCUACCCAUAAAUCUGUCCUGCCAAGACAGCAGGUACUUCCAGCUACGAUGCCACCUGUAUCAGGGGCGUGGCCUGAUAGCUGCUGAUGACAACGGCCUAUCGGAUCCCUUCGCCAGAGUCAUCUUCUCCACACAGUGUCAGGUCACCAGGGUUUUGUCGAGCACCCUCUCUCCUGCCUGGUGCGAGUGUUUGUUGUUCGACAGAGUUCUGCUGGAGGGAACGAGGGAGGAUCUCCAACGAGACCCUCCUCUAAUCAUCAUCAACAUCUACGACGAAGACGCCGUGGGGAGUCCGAAGCCUCUGGGUCGAACCUUUGCUGAGCCAGAGAUUAAAACUGUGGAGCAGUACUACCAGAAACCUCACCUUCGCUUCUACGACGUCACGGUGGGGAGGCAGCCUGCCGGGGAGCUGUUGGCUGCCUUUGAGCUCAUUGAGCUGGACUACUUCAAGUUUGGAGAGCCCCGACUGCCAAGCAGUGUGGACCCCCAGGAACUGACGUACCUCGAAGAACAGAGAUGCUACAUCAUCCCGCAAGGAGUCCGACCCGUACUGAAGACCUUCAGGAUCGAGGUGCUGUUCUGGGGUCUGCGGGAGCUGAAGCGAGUCCAGCUGUUUGAGGUGGAGCGCCCCAUGGUGAAGGUGGAGUGUGCAGGAAGUCAGCUGGAGUCUGAGGAGAUCGAGAGCUACAAGACUCACCCUAACUUCAAGGAGCUGGUCCUCUACAUGGAUGUGGAGCUGCCGGAGCAGGCCUACCUCCACCCUCCUCUGACGGUGUUUGUGGUGGAGAAUCGAGCCUUUGGUCGGGUCGCUCUGGUCGGGACACACGCGGUCCAGAGCCUCAUGGCUUAUGCCCCUGAUGAGCCUGAGGAGGAACCAGAGGAAGAGGAGGAAGAGCCAAAACCACAACCAAGAGCAACCCAGAAUUCAAUGACCCUCAACCCUCUAACCACAAUGAAGAGUAUCGGACUCAGCGGCCUGACGCUCCCUACGUCAAAGAUCCCCAUCAACCCAAUGAAACUGCUUAACGCUCCUCUGAAGAAGCAGUUGGACAAUGGGGAGGAGCUGGAGGAGGAGCCACCUGACCAGGAGGAGCUGGACUGGUGGUCUAAAUACUACGCGUCAGUGCAGGAGAUGGAGAGACAAGCUGCUGAGGAAGAGGAGAGGGCAGAAGCUGAAGCAGAGACAGAUGGAGCUCAGCUGUCGAUGGAAAACAUUGAAGAGGAGGAGGAGGACAUCGUGGUAGUGGAGAUCGAGCCUCCCAAACGCAAGACAAUUGCCAUCUUAAAGCUGUAUGGAGGUGAUCUGGAGUCAGAGUUCAGUCAGUUUCAGGACUGGCUGAAGAUCUUCCCGCUGUAUAAAGGCAGAGCGAGCACUGAGGAUGAUGAUGAUGAUGAAGAGGAGAGGCUGAUGGGAAAAUACAAGGGCUCCUUUCUGGUUUAUCCGAUUGACUCAGGAGAUGAAGAAGACACAACCUGUCGAAUCACCAAUGGGAUCCCCAAAAAUUCACCAAUCAAAGUUUUGGUUCGGGUCUAUAUCGUCAAGGCCACCAGUCUGACUCCAACAGACCCCAAUGGUAAAGCAGACCCAUAUCUGGUGGUCACAGUUGGAGAGCAGAGUCAGGACACCAGUGAUCGAUACAUCCCCAAACAGCUCAACCCUACGUUUGGAGAAGUGUUUGAAUUCAACAUUUCUUUCCCGCUGGAGACGGAUAUGAUUGUUGAAGUGUACGACCAUGACAUGCUGGGGUCUGAUGAUAUUGUCGGAGAGACACGAGUCGACCUGGAGAACCGGUUCUACAGCCGCCACAGAGCCAGCUGUGGUCUGGCUACCUACUAUGAUGUUGACGGUUACAAUAAGUGGCGGGAUUCAAAGAAGCCGUCAGCCAUCUUGGCUGAACUUUGCAGAAAGAACGGCAUCAUGUCUCCAGAGUACAGAACAUCUGAGGUCAAAGUGCUCAACAAAAUCUUCAAGAUCCCACCUGAUGCAGUACCUGAAGCUCUGCUGAAGAAGAACCAGCGGACUACAGAAGAGGAGGCAGAGAUGGAGGAACAUGCAGCCCUGAGCGUGUUGCACCGCUGGGGGGAGAUGAAAGAGUUCAUCCCAGGAGCCGUUCAUCUGGUCCCAGAACAUGUGGAGAUCCGAUCCCUGCUGAACCAGGACAACCCUGGACUGCCACAGGGUUACCUUCACAUGUGGGUGGACAUGUUUCCCACUGAUAUCCCAGCUCCACCUGCUAUUGACAUCAAACCUCGCAAGCCUGAACAGUACGAGCUGCGUGUUAUCAUCUGGAACACGGACGAUGUGUUUCUUGACGAUGUCAACCCGUUCACCGGUGAUCCCUCCUCAGACAUCUACGUUAAAGGAUGGGUAAGGGGACUGGAAGGAGAAAAACAGGAGACAGAUGUCCACUUCAACUCUCUGACUGGAGAAGGAAACUUCAACUGGAGAUUUGUAUUCCGCUUUGACUACCUUCCUACAGAGAAAGAGGUGGUGUAUAAGAAGAAGGAGUCCUUCUUCUCUCUGGAGGAGUCAGAGUUUCGACAGCCGGCUGUCAUGUCAGUUCAGGUGUGGGACUACGAUCGCAUUUCAGCCAACGACUUCCUGGGAGCCAUCGAGUUGCGUCUCAACGACAUGGUGCGACCGGCGAAGACAUCGGGAAAGUGUACGAUCGACAUGGCAAAGGAUCGUGCCAGCCCUCGAUUCUCCAUCUUUCGUGCAAAGAAGAUGAAGGGCUGGUGGCCGCUCACCCGCCUGAAGACAGCCGAGGACUUUGAGAAGGAGGAGAAGGAAAGGGAGGAGGCCAAGAAAAAAGGAGGCAAGAAGAAGAAAAAGAAGAAGAAGGACAAGAGGGGGAAUAUGAAGAAGGAGGAGCUUGAGUACAUCGACAGCAGCGGCAACACCUACAUGCUCAUGGGGAAAGUGGAGGCAGAGCUUCAGCUGGUGACUUUAGAGCAAGCUGAGGCCAACCCUGUGGGACGAGCACGCAAGGAGCCUGAGCCCCUGGACAAACCAAAUCGUCCCACCACCAGCUUCAACUGGUUUAUCAACCCGCUGAAGACCUUCAUCUUCCUCAUCUGGAAGAAGUUCAAGAAGUACAUCAUCGCUUUAGCCAUCCUCGCCGUCCUGACCCUCUUCCUCGGCCUCAUCGUCUACACACUGCCGCAGCAAAUCUCCAACCUCAUGGUCAAUGGAUGAGGAGAAGUGGGUUAAGAGUCUUCAUCACUCCUGCUGGACUGCCUCAAGUUUCUCCCCCUGAACUAAUCCAGUUUAAGAUCACCUGAAGAGGACAUUACUGAAUAUUCAUUCAUAUACAUUCAUAUAUCUAUAUAUCUAUAUAUCUAUCUAUAUCUAUCUAUCUAUCUAUCUAUCUAUCUAUCUA
This is a messenger RNA of Notolabrus celidotus (New Zealand spotty), 7011 nucleotides long. RefSeq names its product fer-1 like family member 4 (gene fer1l4). Gene Ontology annotation, cellular component: membrane. Gene Ontology annotation, biological process: plasma membrane organization. The transcript is spliced from 49 exons. The coding region runs from base 561 to 6827 and encodes 2088 amino acids. Lineage: Eukaryota; Metazoa; Chordata; Actinopteri; Labriformes; Labridae. The record is from RefSeq and is a predicted model, not a curated record.